Messenger RNA from Myripristis murdjan (pinecone soldierfish), 2368 nucleotides. It is a transcript of the gene rab30, whose product is annotated as RAB30, member RAS oncogene family. NCBI's taxonomy places the organism in Eukaryota, Metazoa, Chordata, Actinopteri, Holocentriformes, Holocentridae. The transcript is spliced from 5 exons. The record is from RefSeq and is a predicted model, not a curated record. Gene Ontology annotation, molecular function: GTP binding; GTPase activity. Gene Ontology annotation, biological process: Rab protein signal transduction. Bases 136 to 747 code for a protein of 203 amino acids.
UGCGGUGCGCGAGCUGCUGAGGAUAGAGGAGCGUGCCCAGCCCAGCUGCUGCUCUGCCCGUCUGAUCAGCUCACCUAUGCAUACCAAGUAGUUUCCAAAUCGGGGGAUCUCCCCGUGUUUUAGGUAAGUUUUAGCAUGAGCAUGGAAGAUUAUGACUACCUGUUCAAAAUAGUUCUGAUUGGAAAUGCUGGAGUGGGAAAGACAUGUCUUGUCCGGCGCUUUACUCAGGGCCUUUUCCCGCCUGGACAAGGGGCUACUAUUGGAGUUGAUUUCAUGAUUAAAACUGUGGAGAUCAAAGGGGAAAAGGUCAAGCUACAAAUAUGGGACACGGCUGGACAAGAGAGGUUUCGCUCCAUUACUCAGAGUUAUUACCGUAGUGCCAAUGCCCUCAUCCUUACUUACGACAUUACCUGUGAGGACUCCUUCAGGUGCCUUCCAGAGUGGCUGAGGGAGAUUGAGCAGUACGCUAACAACCAAGUGGUGACUAUAUUAGUCGGAAAUAAAAUCGAUCUGGCGGAGAAGAGGGAGGUUCUCAGACAGAGGGCUGAGGACUUUGCCGAGGCUCAGAGCAUGCUGUAUCUGGAGACCUCGGCCAAAGAGUCCGACAACGUGGAGAAACUCUUCCUUGACCUGGCCUGCGAGCUCAUUCGCGAGGCCAAGCAGAACACGCUGGACAACAAUGACACUGCCCCGAUGCCCGGUGAGGGUAAAACCAUCAGUUACUUGAGCUGCUGCAGCCUCAAUUAGAGAGAGCUCAGCAUUAUGGCCAUGGUAACUAAGUAGCCAUUGACUGUGGAGGGCAGAUGGCAGAGCCCCAAUGCCUCCGUCCUCCUGAACUGGCAUAAGGCCUCUUCUUAGUCCCAUCACUUUUAGUCCCAUGCCUUUUUAACCUUCAGCUGUACAACAAGGGAGUUAGUCAACCUUUGUUUGGCCUUUCAGGAACAAGUAUGUUAAGAGGAAACUGUUUAAGAUGCUGCCAUUAUGGAGAAGAAUAUUGUCCUCAGUGCAACAGGAUGCCAAGUACAUCUGGCUAUUUUUUUCUUGCCCGAUGAACCCAGGAACUCUAAUAUGUUGUAAGAAGCUCAAUGAAUUUGUAGGGCUCUGUUUUGUUCUGUUCAUAGCGAAAUGGCAGCAUCUCCUCGUCGUUUGCUUUGUAGGAUUCAUUUCCAUGAAAUUUCAACAUUCACCAGCAGUGUUAUGUGAGUUUAAAGCUCUACCAGCUAUUUUGUUACAGACUCAACAUAGCUAACAACAUGUUACAUCAAUAUCAAUAUCAGCGAACGGUAUCAGCUAAUGGUAAUCAUAUGUUUACAUAAGGUAUGUUUUAGUGAUUACCAAGUCUGAUGAAGUUGCAAAAAGGAUUUGCGAACUUAACCCAAAAUCCAUUGCACAAUCAUUGUAAUGCCCACCCCAGUCUUCUCUGCUCUGAGACUUACAUACAGUUUUAACAUACUGUUUUAACCUCCAUAACAAUCAGAUUUUUCUUGAGUGGGUAUUUGCACCUGUCUGCGUCUCUACAAACUGUGAAACAUUUCUUUCCAAUAGACAAAUUUUACUUGCUGCUAAAAUACAUGUUUUCAUGUCAUAUAGGCUAACAUAAAGUGAAACACACAUAAAAGUACUACAUUGAAACAGUAUUCUGUGACAUUAACAACUUAAGCCUUUUUUUGAGGAUACUUUUAGUACUUGUGAUAAGUCGGUUGAAACAGUAUGAAAAGGCCUGUUGAACUGUCGGCUUGUUAGUACAGAUAACACACAGUUCAAUGAAGUGACAUCUUUAUUCAGCUGUCAUCUGUUCAUUUUACCCAUAGAUGUGUAUACUCCGGCCUUUUGUUGUUGCUGCCUAGCCAUGAAAUUACCACUUUUUAUUUGUUUGAAGGGGUAUGUUCCAAGUAAUUUUGUAUACGACUUGUAUUUGUAUUUCAUAUGCUUUUAUGUGAAAUUUCCCGAUUGUCCAGCAUGUUCUGCCAUAAUUUCUAGUGUCUAACUUUAUCUUCUAUAUACUUGCCAUAAUUGUAAUGUACUGUAUUGCACAAUGCCAUAUACUGCACACUUAUUUUUUUAGUGUUAUAUUUUGCCUUUUGUUGUACAGACUUGUAGGUGGAUCUCAGCACUUUGCUUUUACACUAUUUUUUUUGUCCUUUUUUUUUUUUUUUUGCAAUAAUCCCUUUGUAAAGCUGGCCAGCGUAUUUUGUUUCGCCUUUUACCUUAGAUUUAACAGUAAUGACUGAUUAAUUCCUUGCAUCUUCUUUUCAACACAUCAGAAAUACAAAGAAAAAAGACUAUGGGGAUAUUGUAUUUCUUUUCCUUUAUGUGUACAAAAUAAUCUCUAAAGCUACUCUGUAUAACAUUAAAUAAUUACACUAAA